This is a messenger RNA of Gilbertella persicaria, 1398 nucleotides long. Its product is annotated as asparagine-linked glycosylation 3. The transcript has 5 exons. Gene Ontology annotation, molecular function: dol-P-Man:Man(5)GlcNAc(2)-PP-Dol alpha-1,3-mannosyltransferase activity. The coding region runs from base 12 to 1337 and encodes 441 amino acids. The record is from RefSeq and is a predicted model, not a curated record. NCBI's taxonomy places the organism in Eukaryota, Fungi, Mucoromycota, Mucoromycetes, Mucorales, Choanephoraceae. Gene Ontology annotation, cellular component: endoplasmic reticulum.
UUUUUCACAAAAUGAUUAAAGUAAACCAACACCAAAAAAAGAAAAAGAAACCAGAAAAAACAAGAGAAUUAGAUAGAAAGAUAUACAAAUUUAAAGAUAUCAUUAAACUACCAGUUCAACUCUUAUGUCAUCCCAAGUAUUUUUGGCACCUUACUGCUAUGUUGCUGUUAGGCGAGUUUGUCUUGAGCACUGUUAUUAUUAAGAAAGUAUCAUACACAGAAAUAGACUGGGUUGCAUAUAUGCAAGAAGUAGAAGGUUUUUUACAAGGUGAACGCGACUAUACAAAACUAAAAGGCGAUACAGGACCACUUGUGUAUCCUGCUGGUUUUGUCUAUUUUUAUUCAGCAUUAUACUAUCUAACCAACAAAGGCACAAACAUUCGAUUAGCUCAGUAUGUGUUUGAGGGUAUUUAUUUAAUCAGUCAAUACUUGGCAUGUGCUAUUUAUCACCAAUCAAACAAAGUGCCACCUUAUGUAAUACUCUUGCUUGGAUGCUCAAAGAGAUUUCACUCUAUUUUCUUACUCCGUUGCUUUAAUGAUCCAGUAGCCAUGAUGUUUAUGCUAGGAUGUAUUUUAGCCAUGACCUAUCGACGUUGGACAGUAAGUGCAGUCUUGUUUAGCUUAGCUUUGUCUAUCAAAAUGAAUGUAUUGCUCUUCUUUCCUGCCUAUGGUAUCUUAUUAUGGCAAACCAUUGGUGCAUACAAGACAAUAGCACAAUUGGGUCUCAUGGUACUUAUCCAGAUAGGAUUGGGUUAUCCAUUCUUAAGUCAAUACUCUUCAAGCUAUCUAUCAAAAGCAUUUGAAUUCAGUAGAGUCUUUGAUUAUACCUGGACAGUCAAUUGGCGAAUGAUGAGCGAGGAAACCUUUGUGUCGAGUUGGUUUGCUAAAGAAUUACUUGCUGGACAUGCGUUCACUUUAUUGAUGUUUAUUGUUUGUAUCUGGUGUCCACCUAAAGGGGGUUUAAUCUAUGUAUUCAAGCAAGGCUUUUCAUUCAAGAAACCAAGUAUAAUGAUAUCAAACGAUGAUAUUAUUUGCAUGAUGUUUACUAGUAAUUUUAUCGGUAUUUUAUUUGCACGAUCACUUCAUUAUCAAUUUUAUUCAUGGUAUUUCCAAACACUGCCUUACUUGUUAUGGCAAUGUGCCUGGCAAACAUCUAAGCAAGGAUUUCAGACAACAUCACGAAUUGUGAUAUUUGUCACUAUUGAAGCCUGUUGGCUAACAUUUCCUUCAACAGUAAAAAGCUCAUGGACAUUAGUAGCGUGUCAUAUCAUGUUGUUAUUAGGUAUUUUUGGUAAUUCACCUGGGGUUAAUUACAAAAUACCAACAAUAGCAAAAUAAUGAAUAAAGUUUGCUUAUAUAUAUAAAAAAAGGAGUAAAUAAAAUGAUCACGGCUUAUUAG